Messenger RNA from Sporothrix brasiliensis 5110, 1380 nucleotides. Its product is annotated as mosc domain containing protein. The transcript has 2 exons. Bases 1 to 1380 code for a protein of 459 amino acids. Gene Ontology annotation, molecular function: molybdenum ion binding; catalytic activity; pyridoxal phosphate binding. Lineage: Eukaryota; Fungi; Ascomycota; Sordariomycetes; Ophiostomatales; Ophiostomataceae. The record is from RefSeq and is a predicted model, not a curated record.
AUGAAGGUCAGAGAAAUCUACGUCUACCCCGUCAAGUCGCUGGGCGGCAUUGCGCUGCCGGCGGCAGAGCUCGACGCGCAGGGGAUCCGGUACGACCGGCGAUUUAUGCUGAUGACGACCAAGCGGAGCAAGACUGGGGCGCUGCACAAGAUGCAACUUUCGUCGUUUCCGGAGUGUGCAUUGUUCUCGCAAGAGUUUGCCGGCGGCGACAGCCAAAAGAAGAAAGGCAACAGUAUCAAAAGCAAAACCAAAGCCAGCGGAGACGUCGGUGACGCCGUCAUCGUUCACUACCACCCGCCCGAGUCCAAGCCCAGCAGCACCUCUGUCGACCGCGCGGGCGCGGAAAAGAACCGCAUCAUCAUGUCGCCCGUGCAGCACCCACCGCUGCGCAUCCCGCUGAACCCGUCCAUCCGCACCCUCAGGUCGCUCGACGUGAACCUGCACGGCAGUCCCGCGCGGGGGUACCGAAUGGGCGACCCGUACGAUGCAUGGUUCAGUGCGUGCUUCGGGUUUGACGUGGUGCUGGUGUACAUAGGUGACGGACGGCGCAAGGUGCUGGGCGAGACGCUCAAAACGGGGGUGAAGGUCCGGAAUCGGAAGCGGGAGCCAAACGCAGCGACGACGACGCCGACGACACCUUGGACGGCCUUCUUAUCGUUCGUAGUCUCCGCAUGGCUGAGUCUGCUGGCGGUCCUCGGCAUUCGAAAGAAAGCACCACCAGAGCAAGACGAGCCGUGGCUGACGUUCUCGGACUGCGCGCCGUUCCUGGUGACGUCCCAGUCGUCGCUGCGCAGUGUGCGGGCGCGCAUGUCCGAAGGCGUCGACGUGCCCAUGUACAAGUUCCGGCCCAACAUUGUGGUAGACGGCGACGGCGAGGCGGAGUGGGCCGAGGACUACUGGGGCGAGUUGACCGUGCGGCCGCUGUCCAAGAUGGACCCGACGGCCUCCUCCGUGUCGGAGGUGCCUUCGCUCACAGCCUCCUCGUCCCCCUCCUCCCGCGGCAGCUCGCCAGCGGAAUUGGAUGGGGCCGAGGAUGGCGCCAGCGGCCCUGUGGGCGCCGGAUCUGGACCCGUCCGCCUGGUCCUUACCAGCAACUGCACUCGCUGCACAUCGCUUAAUGUGGACUACAAGACAGGCGCGCGGGCGGCCGGCGAGCUCGGCGAGGUGCUGGGCCGGCUCGCCAAGGACCGGCGCGUGGACCGGGGCAACAAGUACUCGCCCGUGUUUGGGCGGUAUGCGUUUUUGGACCCGCAGGGCGGCGACAGCGGAGGCGAGGGCGACGACAAGGACGAAGACAUUGUGCGGAUUGCCGUGGGAGACGAGGUGGCGGUGACACGGAGGAAUGCAGAGCGGACGGUUUGGGACUGGCCUGACUUGUAA